UUCCCAAACAAUGAAGACAAAAUGGAUCAGAUAGCCAUUUUAAUUACUGGAGCAUACCUUGGCUAGCAAGAGAGAGAAAAAGGAUGAACUCAUACAGCACAGCACUAAACAUAAAAGCAGCUCUUAGUUUUUAAAUAUGGCACAACCAUCACCAACUUCAGUUGAGUUCUUCAAAUCAAAUCUUGGGAUACAACACAAGCGAAAAUGAUCAAGGAAGGAUCCAUUUAGACCGACGAUUUCUUGGAAAUUCAAAUCAGUUUUGAUCAAGGCUUCUGCUGUGCAUGUGAUUCCGUACUGUAUGUAUUUGGAUAAGGAGAUGGAGGGAAUUGCGAUGAAGAAGAGGACGGAAAUAGCGAUAGAUUGGCGAACUUAGUCGAAGCUGCUGAAUUGGUCAAUUUGAAUGGAUGUAUAGCCGCGGGCUUAUCGUCGAACCAAACUCCGCACGACUCCACUGUCUCGCCUCUUCGCCAUUUUUACUCCCUCCAAGGCAGUGGCCAAAAAUAACGCCCAAAGCCUUGUCUGAGCAUCGAAUGAGGAGGGAGAUUUGAUUUCGCCAAAACGGCAAGCCGCUUUUGGCCGGUCCCGCAGGUCAGUUUUAAACGCUGACGUUUCAUUCAUUUAGUAUGACCGUUCUAUCCUUGUGUUAAUUAGUCCAAAUUAGGAAGAUCAUAAAUACGGCCCUGGCAAAAUAUCUGCACAAAGGGUUUUGACCCUUGCGGAUAAACCCAUAUUCAGGUCGCCCAUCCAAAACCCUACUACCAGCUUCAGCAUCCACUUCAAGGAGGUAAUUGUUUCUCUUCUUCUUCCGCCUCUUCUGAUUCUCUUGCCACUUCGUUGCAUUUUAUUAGUUGUAACAAUCUUCUUCCAAUACUCAGACCUUGAACAUGCAACCCAAAAUUUUUGUUUCUUCAUCCAGUGGCUCACCAUCUACUUCUUUACCUUUCUUUCUCUCAUGCAAAUCUAAUUUUCUUGAAAAACCCAAACUCUAUUUUAAGUCUCAUUUGUCCACCUCAACAUUCCAGCGACAAAAAUCGCAGUUCUUGGGGAAAAGUUUGGUUUUUCAAGAGAAAAAUGGUCCUUUUGGAAGUACCAUGAGGAAAACCCAUUCUCCAUUUGAACCGGUAAGAGCUGUUGUAAAGAGACGAAAAGAGCUUCCCUUUGAUAACGUGAUUCAAAGGGACAAGAAACUUAAAUUAGUAUUGAAGAUAAGGAAGAUUCUAGUCAAUCAACCUGAUAGAGUUAUGUCGCUCAGGCAAUUGGGUAGGUACAGAAGAGAAUUGGGUCUUCAGAAACAGCGUCGAUUUAUUGCUUUGUUGAAAAAAUUCCCUGCUGUAUUUGAAAUUGUGGAAGAAGGGGCCUUUUUGUUGCAAUUCAAACUGACGCCUGAGGCGGAAAGACUCUACCUGGAGGAGUUGAAGCUCAGAAAUGAGAUGGAGGAUUUGCUGGUUGUUAAGUUGAGGAAAUUGUUGAUGAUGUCAUUGGAGAAACGUAUCCUGUUGGAAAAAGUAGCCCAUUUAAGGACUGAUCUUGGAUUACCUGCAGAAUUUCGUGACACGAUCUGUCAUAGAUACCCUCAAUAUUUUAGAGUUGUUGCAACUGAGAGGGGCCCUGCACUAGAAUUAACUCAUUGGGAUCCUGAGCUUGCAGUAUCAGCUGCUGAAUUAUCAGAAGAGGAAAAUAGGGCUAGAGAGCUAGAAGAGAAAAAUCUAAUCAUUGAUAGACCACCAAAAUUCAAUCGGGUGAAGCUGCCCAAGGGUCUACAGCUUUCUAAGGGUGAAAUGAGAAGAAUCUGUAAGUUCAGAGACAUGCCUUAUAUAUCCCCUUAUUCUGACUUUACCCAUUUGAGAUCAGGUACACCAGAGAAGGAAAAGCAUGCCUGUGGGGUUGUUCAUGAGAUUUUGAGUCUCACCGUUGAGAAGAGAACCCUCGUGGAUCAUCUUACUCAUUUCCGGGAGGAGUUCAGAUUCUCUCAGCAGGUGAGAGGGAUGCUAAUAAGGCACCCUGAUAUGUUUUAUGUGUCCUUAAAAGGUGAUAGGGAUUCAGUUUUCCUGAGGGAAGCAUAUCACAAUUCUUAUUUGAAAGACAAAGACCGUUUGUUGCUUAUCAAAGAGAAGUUUCGUUCUCUUGUUGAUGUCCCUAGAUUUCCAAGGCGUGGUGUUCCAAAGAGGGAUGGCAAUAUUGAAAAUGAAACUGAAAAGCAAGAAGAAGCAUCUGGUGAGGAGGGUGACGAUUGGUCUGAUAUUGACAGUUAUAUGAGUGACGAUGGGCUUGAUGACAAUGAAGAUGAAGGUGAAUAUGAAGGUGAUUGGAGCGAUGAAAAUGAUACACCCCCAGGUUUUGAUGAAGAUGAGGAAAGUGUGAAGAUUCAUGUAAGCAGAUCAAUUAACCAGUUAGAUAAGUCAACAAAGAGUGAAGAGAAGCUAGUUCCUGUGUUUCCUGAUGGCCAGCCGAGGGAACGUUGGUAAAUGAGUUGAAAUUCUGGUUUAGACAUUAAAAUUUAAACGUGAUAUCCCAGUCUUGAGAUAUAGUUCCAAUAGGCUGCCAUCAUUAGUUUGGUGGUCACGGUAGGUUGAUUUCAUGGAAGAUGGGUUAAAUUUAUGGAAGAGUCAAAUUUCCUUGUCAAAUUUGUGGAAUAGUUUAGAAAGAUGGUUUGGUUUCUCCAACCUUGCAAAACCACCAGAAGAAACUUUGCAUGGACACAGAUCAUUGUAGCCUAUGUCAGUAUCUGUAAGAAAUAGUUUGUGCUUUUGAUAUAAUGAAACAUUUAUGAUCUGUCAAAUGAUUGAGCAUAAGAUAUUUUGUUGUCUGUAGCACCAAUUAAUAAACCAUUACGAUUUGAAAUUUAUGC
Molecule: messenger RNA, 2848 nt
Organism: Manihot esculenta (cassava)
Lineage: Eukaryota; Viridiplantae; Streptophyta; Magnoliopsida; Malpighiales; Euphorbiaceae
Product: protein WHAT'S THIS FACTOR 1 homolog, chloroplastic
Exons: 1
Coding region: 885-2465 (526 amino acids)
Molecular function (GO): RNA binding
Source: RefSeq, a predicted model, not a curated record